AUGGAGCUGCUGAGGCUGAACCGGAGCAUGCCAGCAGCAGCACCGGGAGCUGGGCCAGGGGCUGCCCUCUGCCGCCCCGGGGUCCCCCUCCUCAACAGCAGCGACACCGGCAACCUCAGCUGCCAGCCGCCUGCCGCCCGAGGAAACGGGACACGAGAACUGGAGCUCGCCAUUAGGGUCACCCUCUAUGCAGUGAUCUUUCUGAUGAGCGUUGGAGGAAAUGUGCUCAUCAUUGUGGUCCUGGGACUGAGCCGCCGCUUGAGGACCGUCACCAACACCUUCCUGCUCUCCCUGGCGGUCAGCGACCUCCUCCUGGCUGUGGCCUGCAUGCCCUUCACCCUCCUGCCCAAUCUCAUGGGCACAUUCAUCUUCGGCACAGUCGUCUGCAAGGCGGUGGCUUACCUCAUGGGCGUGUCAGUAAGUGUGUCCACGUUAAGCCUGGUGGCCAUCGCCUUGGAGAGGUACAGCGCCAUCUGCCGACCGCUGCAGGCUCGCGUGUGGCAGACACGCUCCCACGCUGCUCGUGUGAUCGUAGCCACGUGGAUGCUGGCGGGGCUGCUCAUGGUGCCCUACCCCAUAUACACCGUCGUGCAGCCGGUGGGGCCCCGAGUACUGCAGUGCGUGCAUCGCUGGCCCAGUGCGAGGGUUCGCCAAACCUGGUCGGUACUGCUGCUCCUGCUUUUGUUCUUCAUCCCGGGUGUGGUUAUGGCCGUGGCCUAUGGGCUUAUUUCCCGCGAACUCUACUUAGGGCUUCGCUUUGAUGGCGACAAUGACAAUGAGAGCCAGAGCCAUGCCCGAAGCCCAGGAGGGUUGCCGGCUGGGGCGGGACCAGGUGCUGCCCUACAGAACGGGCGCUGCCGGCUGGAGACCCGGCUGGCGGGCGAGGACGGCGACGGCUGCUACGUGCAGCUCCCGCGCUCCCGGCCUGCGAUGGAGCUGUCCGCGCUGACGGCGCCCACUCCUCCCGGGCCAGCGUCCUGCCACCGGCCCACCCAGGCCAAACUGCUGGCCAAGAAGCGCGUGGUGCGGAUGCUGCUGGUGAUCGUCGUGCUUUUCUUCCUGUGCUGGCUGCCCGUGUACAGCGCCAACACGUGGAAGGCCUUCGAUGGCCCCGGGGCGCGCCGGGCCCUGUCGGGCGCGCCCAUCUCCUUCAUCCACCUGCUGAGCUACGUCUCGGCCUGUGUCAACCCCCUGGUCUACUGCUUCAUGCACCGCCGCUUCCGCCAGGCCUGCCUCGACACGUGUGCCCGGUGCUGCCCGCGGCCUCCGCGAGCUCGCCCCAGGCCUCUCCCGGACGAGGACCCUCCCACACCCUCCAUCGUGUCCCUGUCCAGGCUGAGCUACACAACUGUCAGCACGCUGGGGCCUGGCUGA
This is a messenger RNA of Pipistrellus nathusii (Nathusius's pipistrelle), 1374 nucleotides long. The record is from the annotation of a GenBank genome assembly. NCBI's taxonomy places the organism in Eukaryota, Metazoa, Chordata, Mammalia, Chiroptera, Vespertilionidae.